Molecule: messenger RNA, 1635 nt
Organism: Phytophthora megakarya
Lineage: Eukaryota; Oomycota; Peronosporomycetes; Peronosporales; Peronosporaceae
Source: the annotation of a GenBank genome assembly
AUGAAGUUCGAUGUUAAGGAGAUUGUGGCAGUCGGGGAUUCCCGAAUCGUCGUUCAACAAGCUCAGGGUCUGAUUAAUUGCAAUCAGCCUAAUUUACAACGACGCUUGGCUGAAUAUGAGGAUCUCGGGAAGAAUUUUACGUCUGUGAAGUUGAUUCAUGUUAAACGUGAAUUUAACCAAGCGGCCGACUACUUGACUUCUAAGACUCUCGUGCUUGGAGAAUCCUGGGAGCUCGAUGACCCUGACGAGAUAGUGCAUCUACGACUCGUAUCCGGAAUCCCCGAAAAGAUCAUGAAGCCUUCGGAAAUCCCAAGUACCCCUGCGGCUGAUGUGGUUCGUUCGGACCAAGUCGAACUUGGAAUGGGUAAUCCCGAUGCUGGAAUACCUGAGUCUUUAGCUGCCGCUGCUGAGGCAUUGAUGGUGAUGACGAGAUCCCGUGCGGAUGCGGACACAGGUUCCCGGACUCCUGUAGACCAGUCUGAAUACCAGGAUGAACGUUGGAGGAGAAUUAAGGUUCAUCAAGCUGAAGACCUGUGGAUCCAGCAAAUGAAAAAGGUCCUAAAAGGAGACGUGUCAGAUCUUCCACGGAACCAGGUGAAGAAGAUUGCAAAGGUAUCUGAUCAGUUUGUGUUGGAUUUGCGAGAAGUCCUUUACAGGCUGAACACACCCACUCCUGAGAGGCCCCGCAACAAACAGUCAGAACUCAGACUGGUGGUCCCAGAGGCUUUACGUGCUGACAUGUUACACUAUUCGCAUGAAGACUUUCAAGGCGGUCACCAAGGAAUCAAUAGGACAUUCGAGCGUUUGCGGUCAGAGUUCUACUGGAUCGGGAAGUACGCCGACAUCCAGACGUUUGUGAGAGAGUGCGUGGAUUGUGGGUCAGCCAAGGGGCGACCACCGGUCCUUGGCCCGUCACCUGGCAAUAUCAAACCAAGGUACCCGUUUGAGGUGGUCUCUAUGGAUUUCGUCACUGAGCUACCUGAGUCCGAUCGUGGAAAUACAUACUUGUUGCUGUUCCAAGAUCAAUUCUCAGGAUACGUCAUGUGCAAACCCAUGCGGAAUACCGGAGCCCAAGCUGUCGCGGAAGCGUACGAGGAGUGCGGAUUCCGAAGAUUUGGGGAAAGUUCUAUGUUCAGACAUGACCAGGAUCCCCGCUUCAUGAGCAAGGUGUUCACUAGAUUCAGAGACCUUCUGAAAAGUAAGCAACGUGCAACGCUAGGAUACCGGCCUCAGGCCAAUGGACAACAGGAACGCUCGGUCCAAACCGUAAUGCGAAGUGUCCGAGCGUAUGUCGCUGAAGUUGACCAGAGCGACUGGGAUGAACAUGCAGAACGCCUCAUGUUCGCCUUGAACACCUCUCCAAGAAUGAACGGCCUUGGAAUAGCGUCGGAAAUGCAACGGGAUUAUAGCCAUGCCCUUGCAUGCGCCGAAGACUUGCAAAAGAAAGCGAAGCGUGCGAGAUCUGCUGCACAGACCCGAAAGUGGAGAGAACUUUCGGAACGUGUAAAGGCAGGUUUCGAGGCCGGUGAUUCUCAAGCUCACCUGUGGCACGGACCUUUCCGAACUAACGAAAUACAUGACGACUUCAGAGUCAAGCUCAAAACCCCAGGUACGGGCUACCGUGUGAACCCGUAG